AUGUAUGUGUUGAAGGCAAAUAAGCUCAUCAGAUUCUACAGAACCGUCACAGGAGCUGGCCGCGGCAUCGGCCUCAGCAUUAUCAAGUGUUUGCUGAAAGACACGGGCCCGGACACAGUUAUCUUCGCGGUUGAUGUGCUAAGCGAGAACCUGGAGGAGUUGCAAAAGUCCCAACCUCGACUUGAGAUCGUCCUUGGUGACGUAUCUCAGCGGUCAACUAGCGAGAAGCUCCUAGAACGCAUCCACGCCCGAGACUGUCGCUUGGAGACGCUGAUUCUAAAUGCCGGAGUGCUGAAACCUAUUGGGCCCAUUGUGGAGGUGGAUGUGGACCAGUUUAAGCGUUUAUUCGAUAUCAAUUUCUUUGCGCUGAUUUACACUGUGAGUCUCCUUGAUUAUCUGUGGAGGUUUUGA
Molecule: messenger RNA, 411 nt
Organism: Exophiala aquamarina CBS 119918
Lineage: Eukaryota; Fungi; Ascomycota; Eurotiomycetes; Chaetothyriales; Herpotrichiellaceae
Exons: 1
Coding region: 1-411 (136 amino acids)
Cellular component (GO): intracellular anatomical structure
Molecular function (GO): oxidoreductase activity, acting on NAD(P)H, oxygen as acceptor
Source: RefSeq, a predicted model, not a curated record